GGACGAGUGAGUCAGUAUGCAAACAUUGAAUGAUGUCGAUGUUAAACCGCCUUCCGUUUUUGAGCCUGUUCAAAUUCAAAACAAAGAACGGUAGUCGUUCACUUGCUUGUAGAAUGUAAGCGAAUUAUGUAAUGGAGCAUAAGAAAAACCUUAAAAUUGUUGUCAUCGGGGACGGUGCUGUGGGGAAGACGACAUUACUCAUGAGCUAUCUUAAGAAUGAUUUUCCAAACGACUAUGCUCCUACUGCGUUCGAUAAUUACACAGUUUCCGUGACAGUCAACAAUGUUCCAUGUACAGUUCAAUUCUGUGAUACAGCCGGUCAGGAGGAUUUUGACUCGCUGCGUCCAUUUUCAUAUCCACAAACAGAUGUUUUUAUCCUAUGUUUCAAUAUAAUGGCACCGUCGUCGUUUUACAAUGUUAAAGCACGCUGGUUGCCAGAAAUCAACAAAUAUAAACCGACCACGCCGUUUGUGCUGGUCGGUACCCAUUGUGAUCUUCGAUCGAACGUCGAAACCUUGAUAGAACUCAAAAACAACCGAAUGAUUCCUAUUACUAGAGAGCAGGCAGAAAUUUUAGCUCGAAAGAACAAUGCUGUUUGUUAUGUGGAAACAUCAGCUCUAACAUUGAAGAACGUUAAAAAGGUGUUUGACGAGGCAAUUGCUGCUGCCUUGUCGCCUUUCAGACGAAAACGCGCGCGUCGCUCUAAGAAACAUCGUGUCAAAUGUGUUAUUUUGUAGCAAUUUAAGCCGUGUAUAGAGUACGAAAUUCAAUGUCGUUAACUGCACUAUAUAUAGAGAUACACCGAGCGAAAAGUAUUUAUUUAAUUCAACGCAAUCUUCAAGUAGUUUCACAUGUCAUGAUGCAUUACUUUCAUUAUACAUUACGUUGACUUAAGAAAGAUAAACCUCAAGACAGCAUUUUCCACUUGGUCAGUAUCGUACUGCAUCUUAUCAAAAAAGUCUUUACGAAAAUAUUUACCUUUAUCAUUUGCUACAUUUUCAAGUUUGUAAUCAGUUUUGAUGCUUUACUAUACGUUCUCGAGUGAAAAACUGUGCAGAGGAAAAAGUCAAAAACCACUGUACAUAGCCUCUUUGUGAGAUGGAACAUAUAUUAGUAGUCCAAUAUUCAUUCAUUCGUCUUUAUGAUGUAAUUUUGUUCAUUUUUUCACAUGUUUUGUCUUGAAAUGAGACCGUUUUCCCAUCUUUGAACAGUUCAUUUUUCACGCUCAUAGUUGUACACAUUAAAUAAAAAUAUGAUCAAUCAUUCAACUUGCAGCCUAAA
Molecule: messenger RNA, 1281 nt
Organism: Xenia sp. Carnegie-2017
Lineage: Eukaryota; Metazoa; Cnidaria; Anthozoa; Malacalcyonacea; Xeniidae
Product: cell division control protein 42 homolog
Exons: 3
Coding region: 132-737 (201 amino acids)
Biological process (GO): small GTPase-mediated signal transduction
Molecular function (GO): GTP binding; GTPase activity
Source: RefSeq, a predicted model, not a curated record